AUGGUAAGUAACGGAAAGCGAAUUUCUAAAUUUAUGUGUGGCAGUACCGAUUCGGACCGCAGUAAGCCGCUUAGUUCACAGCAUCGCGCUGAUGAGCAGCGCAGUUACAACGAUUUUGGUCGUGUCAGUCUUGAUGAACCGGAUGGUGGCAUCGUAAGCGGUGAUAAAAACUGGACCGACAAUGAACAAAGCAAUACCUAUCUUAACCCGCAAAGUAAUGCAUAUCACAAACCACAAAGCAAUGUUCAUUCACAUAUCAAACCACAAGACAGUGCCGGUCCUAAACCAGCGAGUAUACCCCCGUAUCACAAACUGUCCAGACCCGAAAAGUACCGCCCUAGCCCCGUCAAGCAUAACAUGCAGGUAAUCAGAGGCAAUGCUACUUUCGUACAGCUGUACAAGCAGAGAAAGCAUUUCAAUCAAAUAAUGCGCGCUGCAAAGGACGUGUCAACCAUUUUUAAAUUCCUAACAUGUGUUGUUCUUGACGAGCUCGAUUCUUUAAACUUUUUGAAAGCCGCCAAUACGCUUGCACAAAGCGGUGAGGCACCGCCAGACCUGCUCAGCAUUAUUCUGUACCUGAACCACGUCCUGCACGUAUUUGACCACAGGGAGGAGAUCAUCACGCUCAUAAACACGUUGUACGAUCGGCACAGCGAUUACUUCCUGUACGUGCUCAGGGAUCAUGUGCUGCGUAACGAUGAUGUUAAGGAGGUGCUGGCGGUGGUACAGCACCAGAGUGUGCAUGUGUUUAUGUGUGCACUGGCUGAGAGCAACAAACAAGCGGUUAAUUCGUUCUUUGUGGAUCUGAUGAUCUGUAGGGCACGGAUGGGCAGCGCAAUUUUGCUCAGUAAUGUUUUUAAACUUGUGCGGUACGACCGGCAUGCGCCUAAGAAAUGUGCAUUUGUCGUGUGCACACAUAGAAAACGGUACAACAUCGAUUAUACACCCAUAAUACAGCAUUUGAAGGAUGAAGCGCAUAUGUACACGAAUAUUAACGUGUUGCACGCGCUUAUAAGUAUAGCGGGUGAUGAUGAGCAUGUAGUUGCGUUGAUACACGCCAAAAUGCAUAAAAUGCGUUAUAGAACGAUGAAACGGUAUGGUAUGAGUAUUAAGGUGUUGAUGUGCGUGUUUAUGGCUCGUGAUGUGCGUAAAUCUAAUGAUAUAGCACUUUUUGUUAAUGCGAUGCAUGAAUUGGAAGACCUGAGCGUGAACUUUAAUGAAAGAGAGAAACGGUUGUAUGAUGAGCUGCUUGUGGUAUUGAUGGAGAAUGAGAAGUGUAUGGAUGUGAUGGUUGAGCGGAUGUUGGACCGGGUGUAUGGGCUGGUGGUGCUGAGGAACAAAAGAAGACGAGUCGGAGCAUAUCGUGUCAGUGCAUGUUGCAGGUGUGGCGAAAAAACAUGUGAUGGAAAUGAAAACGAUGAGGGGGUCGGUGUAACUGUAGGGAGUAGAAAGAAUGCGCAAAGAGUGGCACAUGAUGAUACACGGAAUAAUAAAAAACGUAUAAAGGACUGUGUAUGUGAUGAGAUUGGGGAUGAGAAGAAACGGAGAAAAAUAGAAAAAAAAUAA
Vavraia culicis subsp. floridensis is the source of this 1566-nucleotide messenger RNA. RefSeq lists its product as uncharacterized. NCBI's taxonomy places the organism in Eukaryota, Fungi, Microsporidia, Pleistophoridae. Bases 1 to 1566 code for a protein of 521 amino acids. The record is from RefSeq and is a predicted model, not a curated record. The transcript has a single exon.